Molecule: messenger RNA, 2017 nt
Organism: Ichthyophthirius multifiliis
Lineage: Eukaryota; Ciliophora; Oligohymenophorea; Hymenostomatida
Product: mannosyl-oligosaccharide glucosidase, putative
Exons: 4
Biological process (GO): protein N-linked glycosylation; oligosaccharide metabolic process
Cellular component (GO): endoplasmic reticulum membrane
Molecular function (GO): Glc3Man9GlcNAc2 oligosaccharide glucosidase activity
Source: RefSeq, a predicted model, not a curated record
AUGUUAAUUUUACUUUUAUUAUUCUAUAUAACAAUCCAAACAAUAGUAUUAAAAAAUAACUCCAAUAAUAAAAAUAUAAAAAAAAACAAAGAUAAUUCAUAAGAUCUUUAAUAAUUAUAAAUAUAAGAAUAAAAUAGUCUAAACUAAAGCCUUUCAUUAUUAAAAGUCUUUGAGAUAACCCCAAAAGAAUUUCCAAUAAACGAAUAAACAUUACUAUGGGGGCAUUACAAACCUUAACUAAUAUUAUCAUUAACCCAAAAGGAUAUAAACCCAUUAACUAUAAGCUUAAGUUACAUAACAUCAACCUAUAACUAAUUGCUUUUAAAUUACAGAGAUAAAAAUGCUGAAAAAGACAUAAAUUUCAAUUUCUUAUGUAAUAAUGGGCACUCUUUUUCUGUUUUUGAGAUUUAAGACAAAAAAACAUGUUUUUUUAAAUAGUACUUUUAUUAAAACUUCCGCAGAAUAAAAUUUACAAGAAUGGAUUUUUAUAAAUAAAAUAAAAAAAACAGGAUAAAAAUAAAGCGUUAUUUUUAGUAUAGGGAAGGAGUUUUAUAAUUAAAAUGAGUAAAAUGAAAAAAUAGAUUUUUUCGAAAUUCAAAAAUCGAUUUUUGAUGUAAAAAUAGUAAAAAAAUAUAGCCAAAAAGGACGUGUUUUUUAAGAAGGAAUUUUUUAUUUUUAUGUACUUUAAAAUAACGGUGAGAAAAUAGUUAAUUUAGAUUAAAACGAUGUGUUUUCAUUUUAAAGUAUUUGCGAAAAAAAUAGUAGUUUUUAUAAUUAUAAAAGCUGGGAUAUAUCAAAUAAUAUAAAAAAUAUUCCUUAAAAUAAACAUAAACUAAUUUUAGAAAAUAAUAUAUGCUAAGAAGGCUAAAAAAAUUACCUUCUUUUCUUAUAAUUUACUUUUCAGCCUUAAGAAAAUUACGAAAUUAAUAUAAAAUAUUCAUCAAAUAUUAAAGAAUUUUUAAAAGAGGAAUUUUUGGAAGAAAAAAAAAAAAAUUACAACAUCGAAGAAAUUUUAAUCCAAAGAUAUAAUGAGAAUAUAUAAAAGAAAUUAAAAAGUUAAUAAAACUUACAAAAAUGUACUGUUUCUGCUGUUUCCAAUCUUUUUGGAGGCCUAAGUUUUAAAUAUGGCUAAUUAAAAUUAUUAUAAAUUAAUCAUAACUAAAUCCCUAAACCAAUAUUUAGUUUUACGCCUUCAAGGUAAAGAUUCAGUUGGUCAUUUUUAUGGGAUGAUGGUUUUCAUAAUGCCAUAGCUAGCAAAUUCGAGGAAAAUAUAUCUAAGGAAAUAAUAAAAAGCUGGUUAGACACAAUGACAGAAGACGGCUGGAUUUGCCGCGAACAAACGAGAGGGGAAGAAGCCGAGAAAUUGUGUAAUUGUCCCGAAUUUUUAUGGAAAGAUAAUCGUGAUGGAAAUCCACCAUCUUUAAUUUUAACUAUAGAUUUUUUUAUCCGUGAACAUAUGGAUAUUAUAAAAGAAUUAUAAAAUGAAGGUUAUGUUGAAAAAAUAGAAAAAUGGUUUUAAUGGUAUAUGAGAACUUAAAUGAUAAACGAUAUUGAUAUAUUUGAAAAAAAAAUGAAAGUUUCGUUUUCAAAUGGUGGGACCAAAAUGGAGGUUUAAAAUAAUCUUUUAAUAGUGGUAUGGAUGAUUAUCCCAGAAACGAUUAAUAUUUACCUUAAUAUUAGCCUAUAGGACAUAUUGAUGCUUAAAGUUGGAUGUAUUAUUUUGCAUAUUUCUCAUUUCGGAUACCCAAAUAUAUUGCCUUUAGCCUUAGGACUUAUCAAUUAAGAUACUUUAGAAUUAGAGACUAUUGUUUAACACAUAUAAAAUGAGAAUGUUCUUUGGACAAAAUAUGGACUUAGAAGUUUAGCUAAAAACGAUUAUUUUUUCGAAAAAGGGUAGAAUUAUUGGACAGGACCAAUUUGGAUUCAUAUUAAUUAUUUAGUUUUAAAAGAAUGGAUUUGGGACACAUUCUUAUCCUUUUACUGGUUGGACAUCUAUUAUAGCUUUAAUAAAUAAUGA